UACUACAUCGUUUGUUGACGUAUCAUCAGUUCCAUCGCAUGUGUUGACCUUCAUCACAAAUUAUCCCAGAAAAUCGUACCAAAAAAACACUUUUAUUAUGCUCAGAUCAAGAUAUUCUAUAAUUUCAAGGGUUCCCUAUUUAACGAGAAGUGUUGUAAGCGUGGUUCGGUCGCCAAAGAGGUUUGAUGUAGCUUAUCCUGUAAUCACAGGUGUACAAAGACAAUAUGCAACACAAACAAAGAAUCAAGAAUCCAAAUCCUUUGCAAUGGCUUUGUUCAAAGGGCAKCUUGAAGCAGAGCAAGUAUUCCCAUUUCCACAAGUGCUUGAUGCUGAUCAAGAAGAAACUCUAAAAGCCCUCGUCGAUCCUGUACAAAGGUUUUUCGAGGAAGUCAAUGACGCUGCCAAAAAUGAUGAGCAGGAAGCAGUCAGUGAUGAUGUCAUGCAAAGUUUGAAAGAAAUGGGUGCUUUUGGGUUACAGGUUCCCACAGAUUUAGGAGGUAUAGGGCUGACUAACACCCAGUAUGCAAGACUGGUAGAGAUAGUAGGUUCCUUUGAUCUUGCUGUAGGGAUUGUCCUUGGGGCUCAUCAGUCUAUUGGUUUUAAAGGAAUCCUUCUGUUUGGAAACAAGGAACAAAAGGAAAAGUAUUUGCCUCAGGUAUCAGUUGCCAGUAAAUAUGCAGCUUUUUGUUUGACAGAACCUUCAAGUGGGUCAGAUGCAGCUUCUAUCAAAACUCGAGCUGAGCUGAGUAAAGAUGGGAAGCACUAUAUACUGAAUGGUGGAAAAUUAUGGAUAAGUAAUGGAGGAAUUGCAGACAUAUUUACUGUUUUUGCCAAGACUCCUUUUAAAGAUCCAAAGACAGGAGAGACAAAGGACAAAGUUACAGCUUUUAUUGUGGAGCGAGAUUUUGGUGGAGUAACAAGUGGGCCACCUGAGAAGAAAAUGGGCAUCAAGGCAUCCAACACCGCUGAGGUCUACUUUGAUAACGUCAAAGUCCCAAUAGAAAACGUUCUUGGAGGCGAUGGAAAUGGCUUCAAAGUUGCCAUGAAUAUCUUGAACAACGGUAGAUUUGGUAUGGCUGCUGCUCUCUCUGGAACAAUGAAGGGUCUCAUUGCUAAAGCGGUGGAUCACGCUGCAAAUCGAACCCAGUUUGGGGAAAAGAUCGAUCAUUUUGGUGCCAUUCAGGAAAAGAUAGCUCGUAUGGCAAUGUGUCAUUACGUCACAGAGUCCAUGGCUUAUAUGAUCAGUGCCAAUAUGGAUCAAGGGGCUUCAGAUUUUCAGGUCGAGGCAGCAAUCAGCAAAGUCUACGCAUCGGAGGCAGCCUGGUUUGUUGCUGAUGAAUGUAUCCAGAUCUUAGGUGGAAUGGGCUUUAUGAAGGAUUGCGGAGUCGAACGAGUGAUGAGAGAUCUACGCAUAUUUCGAAUUUUCGAAGGAACCAAUGAUAUCCUGAGGUUGAUGGUGUCUCUUACAGGACUACAGGGAGCUGGAAAACAUCUCAAAGAACUACAAAAAGCCUUGACGAACCCCGCAAAUGUAGGCUUGUUGCUUUCUGAAGGAAUCAAGAGAUCAAAAAGGGUGGUUGGUCUAAAGUCUGGUCCAUCAAUAACUGAACAUGUCCACAGUGAGCUACAACCAUCAGCUGAAAAGGUUUCUGUAGCUAUCGGUGAAUUUGGAGCCUCUGUUGAGGGAAUUCUUAGAAAACAUGGCAAGAAGAUUGUUGAACAACAGUUCUUGCUGAAGAGACUUGCUGAUGCAGCAAUAGAUCUGUAUGGGAUGGUAGCUGUCUUAUCAAGAGCAUCCAGAUCACUUCAAAAUAAUUUACAAUCUGCACAACACGAGAAACUUUUGUGUACAACGUUCUGUGAUGAGGCAUAUCAGCGCGUCCUUCAAAACCUACAGUCUCUACAAGAUAAUACUCAACUCAGCAUGGAUGAAAGAAUGGCUCAAAUAUCAGCACAGGUUGUUGAACAACAACAUAUUGUACCAGUACACCCACUUGGAUUCUAAAUUAUCAAAUCUUAUUUUUUAUUAAGAGUAUUUAUCCGUUUUUUUUUUUAUUACCGCUGUAAUCCUAUCACUUUGCUAAAAUCAGUCUUCAUUUCUCACGGACUCAAUAAUAUGAAUUUCUAAUAUUCUGUUCCUACAUCGUUAGGCUAAGAGUGAAUCAGAUUAAGAUAUAUUUAUGAGCCGUAUAGGAUAGUUCAUGCGGCUACUAACGAUGUAAAAUAUUGCACGUAUUGAAAUUAGAAUAAUGCUGGUACUAUAAUUACAAAACAAUCGUUGUAUUUAUAACUUAUGUACAUUAUGUACAGUCAAAUAAAAUGAAGUUCUUAUAAAA
This is a messenger RNA of Actinia tenebrosa (Australian red waratah sea anemone), 2336 nucleotides long. RefSeq names its product very long-chain specific acyl-CoA dehydrogenase, mitochondrial. The record is from RefSeq and is a predicted model, not a curated record. Gene Ontology annotation, molecular function: very-long-chain fatty acyl-CoA dehydrogenase activity; flavin adenine dinucleotide binding; fatty-acyl-CoA binding. Lineage: Eukaryota; Metazoa; Cnidaria; Anthozoa; Actiniaria; Actiniidae.